Messenger RNA from Striga hermonthica, 1560 nucleotides. Lineage: Eukaryota; Viridiplantae; Streptophyta; Magnoliopsida; Lamiales; Orobanchaceae. The record is from the annotation of a GenBank genome assembly.
AUGGUUAACCGGAUAAGGGGAAGGCGGUGGAGCGAUCAAACGCUUCUUCCUAUGCGCACCACACGUCAACUCUUUAACACCGUGUCUUGCUGGUAUUGUGAUUUCAAGUUUUCGACUUUCAACGAACCCUUAUUUCGUUUCGGUCGCAGACACUCCAGGUCCUUGAGAGUAUGGUUUUCCUUGGGAACUGGUUUUAGUUUGGCUGCGCUCUUUGGAGUCACAGUAAUUAUGGUUUGUGAAUUUGUUUGGGCAGCAUUUGUGUAUACGGGGAAUAACUCUCCAAGUGACUCAUUGUCGUUGCUGGGACUUUCCUCUUUGAUUGCUGGAUUAAACAUCUCACUUCCCAGUAUGGGAUACUUGUCUGUAUCUUCUGUAAUAUGCGUGAUUGUGCAUGAAUUCGGCCAUGCACUUGCAGCAGCCAGUGAGGGAGUCCCUUUGGAGUAUAUCGCUGUCUUUUGGGCUGUGUUAUUUCCAGGUGCUUUGGUGGCCUUCAACCAUGCAUCACUACAGUCCUUGCCUCGACUGGCUUCUCUUCGUAUUUAUUCUGCUGGUAUUUGGCACAAUGCUGCUUUUUGUGCAGUUUGCAACUUGGCACUGUUGCUUCUUCCUUUCAUCUUAAGUCCGUUUUACGUGCAUGGUGGAAACCCAAUGGUUCUUGACGUGCCUUCAACAUCACCAUUAUCUGGUUAUCUGUCGCCUUAUGACGUUAUAUACUCUAUGGAUGACAUCCGUAUUCAUACCCCUCAAGAAUGGAAGCAGACUAUUAUUUUCUUGACACAGAAGUCUCGUUCGAGUUUGUAUUAUAGCGGGAUAUCAUCAAAUGUGGGAAAAGGUUAUUGUGUUCCUCGCUCUUUGUGCAAAAUGAGCAUUCAUCUUCGGUUGGAAAAGAAUGAGACAGCGAUUUGUCCGAGCGAACUAGUUGCAUUUGCCCCCGUGAUUUGUGGUGGGGCCCAAGAAGAAACAAACAAUAUCUACUGUUUGGAUGCUAAAGAUGUUGUAAAACUUAAAAAAUGCGGCUACUAUGGUGAUGCUCAGUAUCCGAGUAAUCGAAGUGAUUGCCAUCUUUGUACUGAGGUAGAAUCAUGUUUGGCGCCAGUACAGCAGCUGGGUAAAGGAUGGAUUGAGAUAACAUAUUCAAGCCCACAAUGCAAACAUGACACGGAAACUAGUUUAUUUCCAGACAAGAAGCAAUCUAUUCGCAGCGAAGGAGAAAAUGGUUGCCUUCAAAGUUUUGUCUUCAUUGGUGACCUCGUCUCCAUGGCACAUUCAAUCCAUUUGACUUCAUAUCAACCUCGUUUUUCGAUUUAUUUCGGCACGCAUCUUCCGAAUUUGCUGGAGAAAUUCCUUACUUGUUCCUUUCAUGUCUCGUUGCUACUUGCCCUCCUCAACAGUCUCCCGGUAUAUUUUCUCGAUGGCGAAUGUAUCCUUGAAGCGAAUUUAAACUACUUGAGGUUUUUGAGCUCAAAGAUGAAGCGGACGAUUCUCCGGGUCUGGCUUCUAUUAGGGACUUCUAUAUCGAUGUUUUUUAUUGUGCAGAGCAUAUUUGUCGUUGUAAGUUGA